AUGAACAGUCCCAAACCCCUCCGCCAAACCACGCAACCCCCUCUGGUUCUCAACCCCCUCAAACGCGUCCCCCUCCUCCAAACCUCCACCCACCAUCCCUCCCCAGAACCGACCCUUCCCAUCACCCACAGCAAACACCACCCCCAACACCCCCAACACCACCCUCCUAACACCACCUCCGACCCCGCCUCCGCCUCCAUCUACUUCAUCGGCACCGCCACCACCCUCAUCAGCCACCCCCCGCUCCGCCUCCUAACCGACCCCAACUUCCUACACUCCGGCUCCCACAUCCACCUCGGCCCCGGCGUGCACGCCACCCGCCUGACCGACCCCGCCGUGCCCGACCUCGCCUCCCUGCCCCCCGUCGACGCGCUGCUGGUGUCGCAUUACCACGAGGAUCAUUUCGAUCGCGAGGUGCAGCGGGUGUUGGGGAGGGAUGUGCCCAUUGUGACGACGCGGCAUGCGAAGGGGUGUUUGGAGAGGGAGGGGGUGGAGGGGGGGGCGUUUAGGGCCGUGGUGGGGGUCGGGGAGUGGGAGGGGGUUUUUAUGCCCGUGGCGGAGGAGGUUUCGAGUAUAGAUGGGAGGGUGGCGGCGGUGAGGGUGACGGGGUUGCCCGGGAAGCAUGUGCCGCCGGGGGUGGUGGGGGUGGCGAAUGAGUGGUUGGGGGCGGUGCCGCCGACGAAUGGGUGGUUGGUGGAGUUGGGGUGGACGAGGGGGGAGGAGAGGACGGAGGAGCGGUUUGAGACGGGGUAUCGGGUUUAUAUUUCGGGGGAUACGCUGAUGGUGGAUGAGCUGAAGGAGAUUCCGGAGCGGUUGAGGGGGGAGAAGAUUGAUUUGAUGCUGGUGCAUUUGGGCGGCACGACGAUUCCUGGCCCCAAGAUGCCGUUGUUGAUGGUUACGAUGGAUGGGGAGCAGGGAGUGCAGCUGAUGCAGCUGAUACAUCCGGAUGUGACGGUGCCGAUUCACUUUGACGACUACGAUGUGUUUUGCUCGCCGCUCGACGACUUCAAGAAGGAAGUGGAUGCUGCUGGGUUGGGAGACAAGGUGGUGUAUCUGAACCGCGGAGAUGAGUAUCGGUUCGCGGUCAGGCGGGGGGAGGAAUGA
Messenger RNA from Chaetomium globosum CBS 148.51, 1104 nucleotides. RefSeq lists its product as uncharacterized. NCBI's taxonomy places the organism in Eukaryota, Fungi, Ascomycota, Sordariomycetes, Sordariales, Chaetomiaceae. Bases 1 to 1104 code for a protein of 367 amino acids. The record is from RefSeq and is a predicted model, not a curated record. The transcript has a single exon.